Mus caroli (Ryukyu mouse) is the source of this 4762-nucleotide messenger RNA. It is a transcript of the gene Srgap1, whose product is annotated as SLIT-ROBO Rho GTPase activating protein 1. Gene Ontology annotation, molecular function: protein binding; GTPase activator activity. Gene Ontology annotation, biological process: signal transduction. The record is from RefSeq and is a predicted model, not a curated record. Lineage: Eukaryota; Metazoa; Chordata; Mammalia; Rodentia; Muridae.
CCGCGGCCGUAGAGGAAGCGGCCGGGAGACGCCCCCCGCCCCCAGCUCGCCCGAGUUUGCUCGGCUGGCCUCGCGGGCUGGGGCUCCCGCUCGCCAGCGCCCAGGGCGGCUCAGCCCCGGAGCAUGGUGCCGGCGCCCGGCUCGCUCUAAUCGUUCCUCUCCCUCCUCCUCUCGCUCCUCCCGUCGCUCCGGUCCCUCCCGUCCCUCCCGCGGGUGCUGCCUCUGGCUUCUCUGCGAGAGGGAGUUACAACUCUCUGCUUCUCCACGGAGACUGGCCGGUGACCACCCGACAAGAACUUGCCCAUUGGAAAGCAAGCCCGGAACAGCCGGAGAAUGUCCACCCCGAGCAGAUUCAAGAAGGACAAAGAGAUCAUAGCCGAGUAUGAAAGUCAAGUCAAAGAAAUCCGAGCCCAGCUGGUAGAACAACAAAAAUGCCUGGAGCAGCAGACAGAGAUGCGAGUUCAGCUGCUCCAGGACCUACAAGAUUUCUUCCGGAAAAAAGCGGAAAUCGAGACGGAAUAUUCUCGGAACCUGGAGAAGCUGGCAGAAAGGUUCAUGGCCAAAACAAGGAGCACUAAGGACCAUCAACAGUUCAAGAAAGACCAGAACCUGUUGUCUCCAGUGAACUGCUGGUAUUUGCUCCUGAACCAAGUGAGAAGAGAGAGCAAAGACCACGCCACCUUGAGUGACAUCUAUCUGAACAAUGUCAUCAUGCGGUUCAUGCAGAUAAGUGAGGAUUCCACCCGGAUGUUUAAAAAGAGCAAAGAGAUUGCGUUCCAGCUUCACGAGGACCUCAUGAAGGUUCUGAAUGAGCUCUACACGGUGAUGAAAACCUACCACAUGUACCACUCAGAGAGCAUCAGUGCAGAGAGUAAGCUGAAAGAAGCCGAGAAACAAGAGGAGAAGCAGAUCGGGAGAUCCGGCGACCCGGUCUUCCACAUUAGGCUGGAAGAGAGGCAUCAGCGGCGGAGCUCUGUGAAGAAAAUUGAAAAAAUGAAGGAAAAGAGACAAGCAAAAUAUUCAGAAAAUAAGCUGAAAUCGAUCAAAGCCCGCAAUGAGUAUCUCCUAACACUUGAAGCAACCAACGCCUCUGUGUUCAAGUACUACAUCCAUGAUCUUUCAGACUUAAUCGACUGCUGUGAUCUCGGCUACCAUGCAAGUCUGAACAGAGCCCUCAGAACAUACCUCUCGGCGGAGUACAACCUUGAAACCUCCAGACACGAAGGCUUAGACAUCAUUGAAAAUGCUGUGGACAAUUUAGAGCCCAGGAGUGACAAGCAGAGGUUCAUGGAGAUGUACCCUGCGGCGUUCUGCCCGCCAAUGAAAUUCGAGUUUCAGUCUCACAUGGGUGAUGAGGUGUGUCAGGUCAGCGCCCAGCAGCCCGUCCAGGCGGAGCUCAUGCUCAGGAACCAACAGCUGCAGUCCCGACUGGCCACACUCAAGAUCGAAAGCGAGGAGGUCAAGAAAACGACAGAAGCCACCCUCCAGACGAUCCAAGAUAUGGUCACCAUUGAGGACUACGAUGUGUCUGAGUGUUUCCAGCACAGCCGAUCCACAGAGUCUGUGAAGUCCACCGUGUCAGAAACCUACCUGAGUAAACCCAGCAUCGCCAAGAGACGAGCCAACCAGCAAGAAACGGAGCAGUUCUACUUCAUGAAACUUCGAGAGUUCCUGGAAGGCAGUAAUCUCAUCACAAAGCUGCAGGCUAAGCAUGACUUGCUGCAGAGGACUCUCGGAGAAGGCCAUAGAGCUGAAUAUAUGACUACAAGGCCUCCAAACGUCCCCCCUAAGCCCCAGAAACACAGGAAGUCCAGGCCCCGCUCCCAGUAUAAUGCUAAGUUGUUUAAUGGGGAUUUGGAGACAUUCGUCAAGGACUCAGGCCAGGUUAUCCCUCUCAUUGUGGAAAGCUGCAUCCGAUUCAUUAAUCUCUAUGGCCUUCAGCACCAGGGGAUUUUCAGAGUGUCUGGCUCCCAGGUGGAAGUGAACGAUAUCAAGAAUUCUUUCGAGAGAGGUGAGAACCCUCUGUCCGACGAGCAGAGCAACCACGAUAUCAACUCGGUGGCCGGCGUGCUGAAGCUGUAUUUCCGAGGGCUGGAAAACCCCCUCUUUCCUAAGGAAAGGUUUACUGACCUGAUUUCCUGUAUCAGAAUAGAUAACCUCUAUGAGAGAGCACUCCACAUCCGCAAACUCCUCCUGACCUUGCCCAGGUCCGUCCUUAUAGUGAUGAGGUACCUGUUUGCCUUCCUCAAUCACCUCUCCCAGUACAGUGACGAGAACAUGAUGGACCCUUACAACCUGGCCAUUUGCUUCGGCCCGACACUGAUGCCGGUUCCGGAGAUACAGGACCAAGUGUCUUGCCAGGCACACGUGAACGAAAUUGUGAAGACCAUCAUUAUCCAUCACGAGACUAUUUUCCCAGAUGCUAAAGAACUGGAUGGCCCCGUGUAUGAGAAAUGCAUGGCCGGAGGCGACUACUGUGACAGCCCCUACAGUGAGCAUGGUACAUUGGAGGAGGUGGACCAAGACGCCGGCACAGAGCCCCACACCAGUGAAGACGAGUGUGAGCCCAUCGAAGCCAUAGCCAAGUUUGACUACGUCGGGCGGUCAGCUAGAGAGUUGUCAUUCAAGAAGGGUGCAUCCCUGCUGCUGUAUCACCGAGCCUCCGAGGACUGGUGGGAAGGCAGACACAAUGGGAUCGAUGGCCUUGUGCCUCAUCAGUACAUAGUCGUGCAAGAUAUGGACGAUACAUUUUCAGACACGCUGAGCCAAAAAGCCGACAGCGAAGCCAGCAGCGGGCCAGUCACUGAAGACAAGUCCUCAUCCAAGGACAUGAACUCCCCGACUGACCGCCAUUCUGAUAGCUAUUUAGCCAGACAAAGAAAGAGAGGAGAGCCACCCCCUCCAGGAAGACGUCCUGGCAGGACCAGCGAUGGCCAUUGUCCCCUGCAUCCCCCGCAUGCUCUGUCUAACUCCUCAAUUGAUCUGGGAUCCCCAAACCUAGCCAGUCACCCCAGGGGCCUGUUGCAGAACCGUGGCCUCAAUAAUGACAGUCCUGAGAGGCGGCGCCGGCCGGGCCACGGCAGCCUGACCAACAUCAGCCGGCACGACUCCCUCAAGAAGAUCGACAGCCCUCCUAUCCGGAGGUCCACAUCAUCAGGGCAGUACACAGGCUUCAAUGACCACAAGCCACUGGACCCUGAGACGAUUGCUCAGGAUAUUGAGGAGACCAUGAACACUGCUUUGAACGAACUCCGUGAACUCGAGAGGCAGAGCACGGUGAAGCACGCCCCCGAUGUCGUGCUAGACACCUUGGAGCAAGUGAAGAACUCGCCCACCCCUGCGACUUCCACAGAAUCACUCAGCCCGCUGCACAACGUCGCCCUCAGGGGCUCAGAGCCACAGAUUCGCCGGAGCACCAGCUCCUCCAGCGAGACAAUGAGUACUUUCAAGCCUAUGGUGGCACCCCGGAUGGGCGUUCAGCUGAAGCCCCCAGCCCUUAGGCCAAAGCCUGCUGUUCUUCCAAAAACAAACCCUACCAUGGGACCUGCCGCACCUUCCCAGGGUCCCACAGAUAAGUCUUGCACGAUGUAAAAACAAAGGUCGUGAGGGGAGGGGGGGAUGUCUGAAGAUGAAAAUGAGUUAGUGGCAAGAGUGGGUGAUCCACAACCAUCCCCAGUCUCACGCUUUUAACUGGAGAGUUUGGCUUUUCUAUGUUGUGUCGAAUGUAAUGAUGUCUGGGACUAGCUAAAUUAACAUGGGCAUUUGUAUUUUGUAAUUUUUUUUUAAUAACUGGACAUUAUCGUCGUUUUAAAGACAAUAGAAACACUUAGACUUACUUGAAAAAUCCAAUGCUGCACCCUUGUAAUGAAGGCAACACCUCACCCAACACUGCGUAUGGCUUCAAAUUUAGUGUAGCCCAGGUGAGUGUCCCGGAAGCAAGAGAACCCGAAUCCCAGGUCUUACUGGAGUGUCAUCACCUGCCACGCAUGGUCUGUGACACUUGUGGGAUGAGCACUCAUUGCCUAGCAACCGACAACAAGCACCUCUAACCCAGUCCAGAGUGGCAGCCCGCACCUGAUGAAGGUCACAGAGGGAGGCUCCCGUGGGACCUUCAGUUCAUGGCUUGAAGGAGUUCAGUGGUGGACCCUUCCAUAAAACUCAUUUCCCUGGAUCCAGGUUAAAGACUCAGUGGAAGUGUGUAGAAGAUACUCGGACGUUGCUUGAACUGAAGCUGGAAGAGGCAGUAAGGGAAACUGUCUCCAUGGCUGUUGACAUGGUUCCCUCAAAGACCUCGAUCAGCCCCGGAGAAGUCCAAGUCCACCCCUCCCCCCCUUACACUUACAAUGGACUAGAGCAGCCGGGUCAUAAGGACUUUCUUGUUACACCACAAACUCCUGCAGAUGUUUUCAAUAACUGCCUGAGAAAUAUGUCUGCCUUCCCCUAAAUCCCCCCCACAACCAGACAGGAAAUGAAUCCUUGGUUCCUUUAUGCCACAAAGGCCCAGUGGUCCCCAAUCGGAAGCCCCAGCUCUGCUAGCCACAGCUCUCUCUGAGCCAAGCCAGAUCUGACUACAGUACUGAGCGAGAGCUAUGUGAGGCCACCAUGGGAAGACAACCUUGUGGUGCCGGGAUGGUGCCUUCCCAGUUUUGUACCUCAGAAUCAUGACUUCUGUUCUCCUCCUGUUUGUGUUUCCCUUUUGAAUUUUGCAUUAUGAUCUCUACAGACCUCCUGUAGUCCAGUGGGCUCCAUUGGGUAUUUUUCC